Molecule: messenger RNA, 1367 nt
Organism: Ipomoea nil (Japanese morning glory)
Lineage: Eukaryota; Viridiplantae; Streptophyta; Magnoliopsida; Solanales; Convolvulaceae
Product: auxin-induced protein PCNT115-like
Exons: 5
Coding region: 102-1124 (340 amino acids)
Cellular component (GO): cytoplasm
Source: RefSeq, a predicted model, not a curated record
UCUAAAUUUCCUUUUUGGUAACUGCAUUUCGGUUGUUCCUUCAAUUGGCGGUUCGCUGAUAGAACUCAGCUGGAAGAGAAAUACUAAACUGGUAGGCGUGAAUGGCAACAACAAUGGUUCCAAGGAUCAAACUAGGCUCGCAAGGUCUCGAGGUUUCGGCCCAGGGUCUGGGCUGUAUGGGGAUGUCUGCAUUCUACGGCGCACCCAAGCCCGAAGCCGACAUGAUUAACCUCAUCCACUAUGCACUCAACUCCGGUGUCACCUUUCUCGACACCUCCGAUGUCUAUGGCCCCCAUACCAACGAGAUUCUCCUUGCCAAGGCUUUGGGAGGUGGGAUGAGAGACAAAGUCGAGUUGGCAACAAAGUUUGGAAUUAGAGGUGGUGGUCGUGGUAUAUGUGGGGAUCCCGCCUAUGUAAGAGCUUCGUGUGAGGCGAGCUUGAAGCGGCUUGAUGUUGAAUGCAUUGACCUCUACUAUCAGCACCGCAUUGAUAAACACAUUCCCAUUGAAGUUACGAUGGGAGAACUUAAAAAGCUGGUUGAAGAAGGUAAAAUAAAAUACGUUGGUCUAUCUGAGGCAUCAGCUUCAACAAUCCGAAGAGCACAUGCUAUUCAUCCAGUAACAGCAGUACAGUUGGAAUGGUCUCUAUGGUCAAGAGAUGCAGAGGAAGAAAUUAUUCCUACUUGCAGGGAGCUCGGGAUUGGAAUUGUAGCAUACAGUCCUCUGGGACGAGGAUUUUUGUCGUCAGGUCCAAACCUAGUUGAGAAUUUAUCAGAAGUUGAUAGGCGAAAGAAUCAUCCAAGGUUCCAAGCUGAGAAUGCUGAGCAGAAUUACAACUUGUAUGAGAGGAUUAACAAAGUGGCAGCCAAGAAAGGAUGUACCCCAUCGCAACUAGCAUUGGCCUGGUUGCAUCACCAGGGAAAUGAUGUCUGCCCCAUUCCUGGUACCACUAAGAUCGAAAACCUCAACCAAAACAUCGGAGCUUUGUCUGUAAAUCUUACAGCAGAAGACAUGUCCGAGCUUGAAUCCAUUGCUUCUGCAGUGAAAGGCGAUAGGUAUCCCCCGGGUAUUUCAACCUGGAAAGAUUCUGAUACUCCACCUUUGUCAACAUGGAAAGCUACAUAAUUGGUAAUGUUCGUUUUAGAGGCAUUUUGGUAGCCAAGAAAAUUGUUCUGGAUUUUUACUAACGUUUUUUUAGUGUUGUUUGAGAAUAAGAGAGUGAAAUCCCUGUGUUAAUAUGCCCUAUAUGAAUUUUAGCCGAAGAUGAUCUCCAAUGGAGGAUGUUGUCAUCCUUUGUACGAACUUAAUGUAUACACUUCUUUAAUCAAUAAAAGAUCUCCGUCGCCGGGAAAUAGUAGUUUUAGUCUA